Molecule: messenger RNA, 1318 nt
Organism: Frieseomelitta varia
Lineage: Eukaryota; Metazoa; Arthropoda; Insecta; Hymenoptera; Apidae
Product: carbohydrate sulfotransferase 11-like
Exons: 5
Coding region: 196-1284 (362 amino acids)
Biological process (GO): carbohydrate biosynthetic process
Cellular component (GO): membrane
Molecular function (GO): sulfotransferase activity
Source: RefSeq, a predicted model, not a curated record
UAAAAAAAAGUUGAUUUCAUUUCUUUUUUACCUUUUCAAUUAAUAAUAUGUGUAAUAUUCAAUUUUUCUUCAUUAUAAUAGCGAAAUGGAACUAAAAGAUAAAUUUUAUCUUUUAUUCCACUUCCACAGACAAUUCCCGGACGGAUGUUUUAAUCUUAACAGUUGUCUGUCAGAAUAUUCUCUUCACUUUUAAUUAUGUCACUUCAAAUGCAAUUUGUAAAAUGCAUAUUAUGUGUUAUUCUAUAUAUUGCAGUUUGCUUCUUUUUAUUAAAAAUAAAACAUAGUUCCUAUUUAAUACAAUAUCCAGUUUCGUUAUUUUUAGUAAAGUACAAUCAAACAAAACAAGAAUAUUCUGUUUCUCAAUCAAAUAUAAAAUCAAUCAAUUUAGAGAUAGAACUUUUAGAACAUGAUGAAAUGAAAGGAGAAUCAAUUAAUUUACAGGAAAGUGCAACUAUAUUGCAACAAAUUUCGAAUGUAUGUAUGAAAUACAAUUUAAGAACUCCUUUAAUAAAAAGGCAUUUUUUAUAUAACUCUGAACAUAAGUCAAUGUAUUGUUGGAUUCGCAAAAUAGCUUCAACAAGUUUUACAAAAUUAUUUGCUGAUAUGAAAAAUCGUCCACCAACGCGAAAUUAUUAUAAAGAAGUUGAUUCUUUAACGGUGCGAUCAUUAAAGGAAUUGCAACUUUUAUCAAAUAAUACAAAAAUAUUUAAACUUCUUGUUGUACGACAUCCUUUUCAAAGGCUCGUAUCAUCAUAUAGAGAUCGAAUAGCAGAUAAUUCAAAAUAUACUGCACAAGCUUGGAUUUAUACAGAAAAAAUAUUUCGCCUUACAAGACCUGAAUUGUUCCAUUCGAAUAUAACAACUGGUAAUUUUCAACAAAAAGUAUUUACAUCUGAUAAAAGAUUAAAAAUAGUACCAACUUUUGAAGAAUUCUUGGUGUGGCUUUUACAAAGUUCUGAAAAAGAUGAUGUUCAUUGGACUCAAUAUUAUUCACAUUGUGCUGUGUGCAAUAUACGAUAUAAUUAUGUUUUAAAAUUGGAUGAUUAUACAUAUAGACAAAUUAAUUAUAUUUUCUCUAAAUUUGGUCUGGAUAAAAAUAAAGUAUAUUUUACUACAUUAGGAGAAACACAGGGUGGGCAUACGAAUUUUGACACUACAUGCAAAUAUUUCGCAAAUUUGACACAAGAUACAGUUUUAAAAUUACACGAAAAAUAUAAAAUUGAUCUUGAAAUGUACAAUUACAAUGUUAAUUACUACAUGAAUUGUGCAAAUAAAAAAUUUUAAACAUCUUAAUCAAAUAGAAAAAUAUAAUAUUUUA